CCUGCCUGCCAGAGAGGGGAGUCGAGGCGCUGCUGGGAACUACAUGGUGCUCAAUUUUUCAAGAUGUCGCUGGAAGAGAGGCUGUUGCGGAUCGAGGAGAAACUAAAGCAGGAAAAUGAAGAAGCUCGCCGGAGAAUUGACCUUAACAUCGACAUGAGUCCGCAUCGAUCACGUCCCAGACCGACGCUCCAGCUGCCGCUGGCUAACGAUGGCAGCCGUUCAUCGUCUUCAGAGAGCUCGCCUCAGCACCACACCUACCCCAGCCGUCCGCGACACAUGCUCACCCUGCCCACGCCUCCGUACGGCCUGCAGAAGAGCUUAGAGAAUGCAGAGAUCGACCAGAAAUUGCAGGAGAUCAUGAAACAGACGGGUUACCUGAAGAUCGACGGUCAGCGAUAUCCAGCGGAGGUGACGGACCUGAUCAGUGAGGGGGAGAUCGGCAGUGGGACAUGUGGACAAGUUUUCAAAGUGCGAUUCAAGAAGACCGACCAUGUGAUCGCUGUCAAACAAAUGCGUCGUACAGGAAACAAGGAUGAGAACAAAAGGAUCCUGAUGGACCUGGAUGUGGUGCUGAAGAGUCAUGACUGCCCUUACAUCAUCCAGUGCUACGGCGCUAUAGUUACCAACACGGACGUAUUCAUUGCCAUGGAGCUGAUGGGAACCUGUGCUGAGAAGCUGAAGAAGAGAAUCCAGGGCCCCAUCCCAGAGCGCAUCCUUGGAAAGAUGACGGUGGCAAUAGUGAAGGCUUUGCUGUACCUGAAAGAGAAACACGGUGUCAUCCACCGAGAUGUGAAACCCUCCAACAUCCUCCUGGACGAUAAAGGUCAGAUCAAACUGUGUGACUUUGGCAUCAGCGGACGCCUCGUCGACUCCAAGGCCAAGACCCGCAGCGCCGGCUGUGCUGCCUACAUGGCGCCUGAGAGAAUAGACCCUCCAGAUCCCACCAAACCUGACUAUGACAUCCGAGCAGACGUGUGGAGCCUCGGCAUCUCUCUGGUGGAGCUGGCCACGGGGCAGUUUCCCUACAAGAACUGCAAGACAGACUUUGAGGUUCUGACCAAAGUGCUGCAGGAAGAUCCUCCUCUGCUGCCUCUCGGCAUGGGCUUCUCCCUCGACUUUCAGUCCUUCGUCAAAGACUGCCUCACAAAGGAUCACAGAAAAAGGCCAAAAUACCACCAGCUGCUGGAGCAUAGUUUCAUCCGCCGUUACGAAGUGCUAGACGUGGACGUGGCUGGAUGGUUCCAGGCGGUGAUGGACCGCACCGAGUCGCCUCGCAGCAGCCAGUGUUACAGCCAUCAGCACCAGCUCCACUCGCUCUUCAGUAGGUAGCCUUGCCCUGCCCGGCUCUAGCUUAGCCAGACGCUAGUCUUGCCUAGCUGUAGCUUUGCUAAGCUCAGACUCAGUCUGUCCUAGUCUAGCCCAGCGUUAGCAGCUAAGCCUAGCGUUAGACUCAGCCCGUCUGUCCAUCUGUCCACCGGAGAACCUGAAGAGCCCAUAAAGGAAGAGGAGACGGAGACUGGAUGGAGGGAUGGUUGGAUGACACAGGUGGUUCUGUUUAUCAGUGUGUUGAAUCUGGACAGGCAGACAUGGGAAGGAGGGAAGAGGGGAAAAAGGUGCACACUGUAGUUAGCUUCAUUCGUUUACACACUGUCUCAUAACACUAUUGUAUCACGUCACAGCACAGUGUGUGUAACAGCCACACACACACACACAUGCUCGCAUACAAACUAUGUGUGUGUUUCUACAUGUACUCCACAUGUCAUUUAGUUUUUCACCUACAUGUCCGUCUCCAGCAUUGAUCCAAGCCGUUGGAUUAGUCAACAGAGUAGUCACUACACACUGGAACAAAGCAUCUGCUACAUUAGCAAACAUGAAUCUCUCUUGUACAUAAACUAAUGGAGGACACAACAAUGUCCUCACACAAUCUCAGGCUGUGUGUGUGUCUGUGUCUGUGUGUCUGUGUGUCUGUUUGUCUGUGUGUGUGUGUGUGUGGAUAAAUAUCAAGACACAGUCAGUCACUGGUUGUUUUUAAAAGUCAUAUUUCCUAGCGAUUUAUUCACCUUCACACUACAGCUGUCACACUCAAACCAGAAUGAAUUAGUUUGUUUGCUGCGCUUCAUUUUUAACAUAUUAGGGAUAGUAACUCAUUAACUUUGAUUAUAUGUUUAGAAGACCCGUCAUUGUAUUUAGCAGCUGCACAAUUGGGAAAAACACAAUGAAAAACAACUUACAAAAAAAAAAGUGUGUUGCAUUCUAGCUUUGUAGAAAAGGAAGUGUUUUGUUUUUGUGUGUUUGGAAUGACUUAGGUGAACUAAAAGAAAUGGAGGGAUACUAAGAAGAGAAAGAGCCAGAAAGGGAUUCUUUCUAGAAGUGCGGGAGAGAAAAGCAAGAGAAAGUAGAAGAAGAAGGGAGUUGUACUCUCGUUGAUUAACUGAAACCAGAAAGAGGCUGGAGGUGAAAAUGGGAGCGAGGAGUGUUUUGUCAUUGAGAAGGCAAAGAACAGGAGUUUAUCUUGUACAAAGAAUAUACGUGGGGUAGAUCUUAUUACCUGUGGAGCAUUUCUUUACUCUCAGUUUGUCUACCUCUUCCUCUUUGUCCACAUCUCUGUCUGCCUCUGCUCUUUAGUGUGUUGUAGUGCUCCACAGUGUUACCAGACCAAAGGCUCGUGGAAGAUUCGGACCUGUAUUAACAAACUACAGAGACAUGUCUUGAUAAAGCAAGUUUGUGAUGUUUUUACAACCUAGAUCAGAGGUCUCAAGCAGCCAGGCUCGGGGUCACUUCCCACAACGUCAUAAAGCUGCUCACAUCUUGAGUUGGUUCUUAAAUUAUUAUUUUCGUCCUAUCUCUGAUGAUUUUUGUCUUUAUGGUCUUUUGUUUUAAAGUAAUUCACGAUUUCAAUAUCUACCAAUCAGUAAUCAUCUCCUAAUUAGUUUCUCAAGUAAUCAUUCAGUCAGAAAAAUGUCAUGUUUCCAGAGUCCAAGGGUUUAGGCUCAUAAUGAGUUUGCUAUGUUUUAGGGUAAAGAAAACAUAGAAUUUAAACUUUAAAAUCAUCAAAUUUGUUGGAGAUGAAUUCUCUCACUAGUCGAUUUAUCAAGUAAUCGCAACCUUCCUACCAUAAGCUAAGACCAACAGCGCGUAGACUUAGCGUAGCACUGGCGUUAGUGUUUAAGAACUAGGAGAAAAGUACCUGGACAGUGGGCCCCUGGUCAUUUGACUUUGAGACCCCUGAACUAGAGGAGUGUUGAGAUACAAUUGAGUGCGUCCCACUUGAUAAACCAGGAUACCACACCUGAACUGGUCAAUGUGUUUGAAACGGAGAUUUGUAGACACGUUAUGAGCGCAGGUCUUCAGAGACUGACUGACUAGACUUGACGGGCCACAGCCAAAGCCUGCUAGAUGUGCAGACUCAAACCUCCCACGCCCCGUCACGUACUAAAAAACCAAAUCACUGAUGACACAGAAAUCUGCAAAAUGGCGACGAUAGAGAGAGGAAACUGUUAAGUGUCAGAAAGAGAGAGCGAGAGAGAUCCAGGAAUGUUGUCAAGGUGGCAAAAAAGAUGAGUGAAAAUGAGAGGAGGACGAAGUGCGGUGAGAAGGAAGACGAGGAGUAAUAAGAAAGUGGGAUUGGAAGUUUAAGAAAAGUCGGAGACAACCUGGAGUUGGAUGACAGGAAGUAAGUGUGUGAAUAAGGAGAGAGGAAGCAGGGAAAGGAAACAUCAGCCCGAGUCUCACAGCGCUGCCGAGCUUUGAGGCUAGCUGGUUAUUGUAAAAAGCUUUCAUGGUGUUACACCAACCUACCAAUUAUGAUUUUAGCGAGUGAGUUAGCGCGUUGUGUUUAUGAUGAUUACUUAUGUUAUUUAUUUACAUUGCUACUGCUGCUACUUUUUAUUGCUUUAGACGCUGCUGUCACUUCUUUUCCCCAAAGGACAAAUACUUUAUUCUUUUUCUUUUUUUUAAGCCAAAUAAGUGAAAUAAUGCAACACGUGUUACCAAAUACAGAGAAAGUCUGAAGAGAGAGAAAGCAAGUGAGAGAUGGAUUAGAAGAGAAAGUGCGGGAAGGUUGGCUUUACAAAAAGUACUAACUAACACAACAGAUAGACACACCUCACCUCAAAUGUAGCUCUAUGUGUAAUGGAAGUAGUUAAUCAUUUAUUUAGUCACACUUAACUGUACAGCAUAUGAUUCGAGGGGAUGUCUGUCUGUCCAGAUGCUUUUUGUCACACCCGUCCGUCCCUCCAUCUGUCCACAGGUCGCCUGCCCGCUUGAGAACCUUGACGGUUCACACCAAAGGUGUCCACAACUCAACAUAAAUACGAAAGAGCGUUGUUGUUAUUGUUAUGACUAUUGUUAUUGACCUUAUAAUUGAUUACUCUCUGCUAUGAUAUAUGUGAAAUCUCUCUGUAGCUAGUGGGAGGGGGGGGCGCUGUAAUAGAGCAGUGGUGUGUGUGUGUGUGUGUGUGUGUGUGUGUGUGUGUGUGUGUGUGUGUGUGUGUGUGUGUGUGUGUGUGUGUGUGUGUGUGUGUGUGUGUGUGUGUGUGUGUGUGUGUGUGUGUGUGUGUGUGUGUUAUAUUCUACAGGGGGAGACUGGUGCACUAACACAGACAGGCCAAGCUCAUUCUUGAUGAUGACCAUCAGGGCUACUUUUUAAAUCCCCUCCAGUACCACAUAAUACAACUGAUGAGUAAGCUAAACUUAAGUAAACAGUUGGCAAUGUGUAUAAAGAUUGUGAUAGUUAUCUACACUGUCAGGCGUAACGUAGCGUUUUUAACUAUAAAGGUCAUUAAGAUGUUAUUGUGGUAAUCUAUGAAUGACUAUAAUCUGAUGUAUUUCUCAUGGAAAUCAAAGUAAUUCUCAUUCUGAUACAUUAAGACACUUUAUGUGUGUCUCUUUAUUAUUAUUACUUUAAUGCAGUGGUUCUCAACCUUUUUCUAGUUGCGACCCCCCCCCCCCCCCCCCCCCCCCCAGAAUAAUCAGGUUAAUGUUCCCAUACAAAAGCAUCAGAUAGAGGUAGAUGCACUGAGCUGGCACGUGUUUUAAUGUUUCUUUUGUCUAAAUAUUUAGCCGUAUGAUUACUGUAAGCCCAACAGCUGACUGGGCUGUACAUGGUUAAAUGAGUAGGGCUUCAUUACGGGGUGCUUGUGUAGAUGAAUCACAAAUGCAGUCAAUACAAUCUUUUUUCAGGCAAAUGAUAUCACUGGUACAGGCGAUUGUAUUGUUAAAGCAAUUCCCCAGUUUCUGUUUUGUUUUUCUUUUCACCGCAACCCCCUAAAAAAAACUAUCCCGAGGCCCAGGUUGAGGAACGAUGCUUUAAUGUAUGACUCCACGUUUCCAGUGAUCUGAUUGGUCUGUUUAGAUCAGAUCCUCUGAAGUUAACCUGCAGUAUAGGUCAGAGUCCUGCAAGGGUCCACUUUUGCAAAUCCGCACCCCUAAAGCUCAGUACCGGAACCGACCCGUUAAUAUUAAAGUCCCGCCAUUAAACACACAGGCUGCGUUACAGUCACUCACUUUAAAGUUCUUUAUUUGUACUCUGGUUUAAGCUGGGUUCUCCGUUCUUCAAUCACUUUGUUCUCUGCAUUUUGUUAAUUUUUACCCUUGAAUUUAUAUAAAUGUACUUUUUACCGUUACAAUGCUCUUUUGCGGGUUACCGGCGUGUACCUGACCCGGUGCAGGACUCUGAUAUACAUUAGGUUACCGUGGUGGUUAAACCUGCAGCUUCGUGAUUCCAGUACACCUGAGUUGCGCUUCAUGAUACAGGCCCCUGAGCAGAUGGGGCGGUGAGCUAGCAGCUCCGUUAGCUCAGCUUCUGUCAGGUUUUAAUCUGGAUCAGGCUACGACCUGGAACUGUUUUUGCUUCCAACAGUCGACAGUGACUUUGGUUGUUGGUCGUCCUGCUCUUGUAAACUCUGCAGAUGACAGGAUUCAGGGCUGAUCAUGCCUCCCUGUUAAGACUCUUGUGUAUAGACCAUAAACUCUGAACACAAAGCUGCACCCAGUCUCCCACUGUUCUGUUUUUAGGCUGAUGUGUAUUUUGCAAACACACACACACACACACUCACACUCACUAACUCACUCACUAGGUCGUGCCGUUUGUGUGCAUUUUCAUCCAAACACCAUCAAUACACCUCUGUGAAACCAGUCAGUUCAGGUGUGCUAAGAAUGACUGUCCAUGUGCAUGUGUGUGUGUGUGAGGAAACAAAACAUCUGUAACUAAUCUUCACACACACACACCAAAUGUAUAAAGUUAUCCCAUUCUACACAGCAAUGCUGGCUCCUGCCAAUAGUGGCUUUAUGUGUAUAUUAGUUUGCCAGGGGUGUAUAAAAACAGCUAGUUCAUAACGUGUACCUGCGCUGUGCCUUGGCACUGAGCGAGUGCGUGUCGUAAACCCAUCUGUAAGUAAACCAAAUAUCAUUUUCACUAUGCAGUCAUUCAAACCAUGUCAGCUUGCUUCGAUGGGGGAAAAAGCUCCCCCUGACAUACACAGAUUUACAGAUAAACUGGAGUUAGCGACAGUGUGUUUUUCUUUUCGAGCCCCCCCCCCCCCUCCCAGUGUGAUUUAAACAUCGCCUUCAGCUACAGAGAGACAGAGAGAGAGCAAGAGAUAUGUUUUGAAUGAGCUGACAAAUAUUUAAGGAUUGUAUUGGGGUCGGGGAGGGACACGGGGUUAGACCGGGGUUUGUAGUUUGGGGGAGAUACAGAUCAAUGCUGUAAAGUAUAUCGAUUGCAUGUUAUUGUCACCGUUGUAACUGCCAUGGUUUUGUUUUUUUGUUUGUUUUUCUUCUUCUAAGACAACGGUUGGUUGGGGCGGGGAUGCACAAAACUUUAUCCUUAUUUAUAAUUUUUACGCAUAUAGUCUGUAUGUUUGUUUUAAAAUGUUGAAUUAUUGUGUACUUAGGAAAAGACACACUUUUGUUUUUUGCCUUUUUAAAAAGAAAUGUCAACUUUGCAAUAUAUUUUUUUUCACUUUGGACCCGUCGUGGAGGAGGAGCUGUAUCAUUAUUAGCAGAAAGUGUUUGUUAGAAAACGUCCUGUUUCCCCUCAGUCAUGUGUCUUUCUUUCAGUUAGCGGUGUGCGCGAGCGGAGAGUGUGUGUGAUGUUUAUUCGUCUACCAAAAGUCUUUAUUGAUGGUGAUUAUUAUUAGCUUUUAUUUUUGUCCAUUGCUGUUUGUUUUUUUACUAUGAUUAUUGUUUUUAUUAUUAUUAUUUUUGUUGUUAUUAUUAUUAUUAUUAUUAUUAUUAUUCAGGGCAAAGAUGACACCAAAUUGAACAAAGAAAUAAAUGGGUGAUCCCAGAAAGUGCGGAGUUUCUGAUACUGGCGAGGUGGAGCAAUCGUUUUUCUCACCGUUACGCUGUAGUGUCUGUCCACCUUAUUUAAAGCGCCACGUAAAGAAAACCUCUGAACUGAAAGUCUAAUAGUAUUUUUUUAUUAUUAUUAUAUUUUGUUUUCAAUUUUAUUUUUGGUUACCCCUGUUUGGGUCGUAAAUUGUGUGCUGUUAUUUAAUUUCUUUUCCCCCCUCAUCCUUGCCCCCCUGCUUUUUGAUUUUGUUUUUUUAUUCAAUUUCAUGAUUAUUAUUUUUUUAUUCUUUCUGGUUUGUCUGAUGCUGUAUUAGUGAGCUGAUUGGUCAAAUACCAGAGCUUUUUUUCCCCCCCAAUGCUGAGACUGUCGUGACUGAUGUUGCACUUGUGAUGGGUUUUAUUUUUUUAUUUUUUUGCGUUGCAGAUUUGGUUGUGCAGGAGAAUAUCGGGUGUUUUCCUUAUUUUCUUCAAGUCACAGCAGUUAUUUUAUCAAUCAUAGAUCUGUGACACAGAGCAAGAAAAUUAUUCAACAGUGUAUUAUUUUCACUGAUAUUUAUUUAUUGGUCAUUCGUAUGAUUUCUUUGGUUUGUUUUUACGUGUAUUGCUUCUUUGUGGAGGGCAAACAGGACUCAAGGUAGAGGAGUAAUGUCUCAUUGCCGUUUUACAUUGUGUACAGAAAGCUAAAUAUUGUAUUCAACCAUCACACUAACGUACAGUCUAUAAAGUAACGGAUUCAAAUAAAAAACCUACAGCAGAGUAAGGUGCACUGUUUCUGGCUUUACUGUGACUGUCAGACUUAUUUUGUUUACUGUUUACCCUCUCCGAAGGCCCCAAACAAACAAACUGCUCGUGGUUUAAAGAAGCCACGGCAUGGAGAAUUUGAACUCUAGUGCUUUGCUAAUAACUCACAGUUAAAGCUUGUAUUGUUUGAAACGUUGAUGGUUUUUAAUCUGAAUGCCACAAACAGCAGACUAGAUUUGUGUUUUUAAGUUUAAGGUAUUCCAGCUGAUGAUAACUACUAUGAUGGUGGACUGAUUGGCUUGUUAUUAACCUGCACUCCCUAUUAGCGAGGUGGGACACGCCUGCUUUGAAAUAUCAUUGAGGUUUGUCUAGAUUGCAUGACUUUGCUAGUUUUCAGGGCGGGGGGAGGAUUGAUUUCAGUCUCCGCUGUUGCAGUUCAAAGGCGUCUUGUAUGUACGACACCAUAGAUUUAUUGUCUCGACAGCUUUACUGCCCGUUUCUUUUUUGUUUUGUUUUUUGGCUGUAUUUUAUCCCCCCUCCCCCCCAAGUCUCAAUUCAAACAGAAUAAAUGCCAUUAUAUUGUGAAUACCUCAGGAUUUUUUUUGAGAAAAAACAACAACAAAACACUUAAAAAGCAAAUAAAUAAAUAAAUAAAAACUCAUAAAAAGU
Messenger RNA from Cottoperca gobio, 8703 nucleotides. RefSeq names its product mitogen-activated protein kinase kinase 7 (gene map2k7). Bases 64 to 1329 code for a protein of 421 amino acids. The record is from RefSeq and is a predicted model, not a curated record. Lineage: Eukaryota; Metazoa; Chordata; Actinopteri; Perciformes; Bovichtidae. The transcript has 11 exons. Gene Ontology annotation, biological process: protein phosphorylation. Gene Ontology annotation, molecular function: ATP binding; protein kinase activity.